Molecule: messenger RNA, 2025 nt
Organism: Ixodes scapularis (black-legged tick)
Lineage: Eukaryota; Metazoa; Arthropoda; Arachnida; Ixodida; Ixodidae
Product: BEN domain-containing protein 5-like
Exons: 7
Coding region: 940-2025 (361 amino acids)
Biological process (GO): negative regulation of DNA-templated transcription
Molecular function (GO): DNA binding
Source: RefSeq, a predicted model, not a curated record
CGCACAUCGAGCGCCGUCGGGCGAGCUUCAUCGCCUAUUCGUCAGAUAUUCGCUCACAAAGCCCAGCCCAGAAGCACUGCAGCAAAGCAUAGGAGCCGGAGGUUGGAAGCAGUGGCUCGAUACAGAGAAAGACGAGAGCGAACGCACACGGUAUUUAACAACGAAAGACCAUGCAUGAAGUAACGCUUGAAAUGAACAAACUCACAUCUCCACGAUUGUGAGACUGCGCAGCUGACUUCUGCUCCAAAGGUCGCGGGGCGCCUUCAGCAAGAAUCUGACAACAAAAAGAUUUCGUCAAUAAAAUCUUACGGUUCACCGACUAUAAAAGCCUACCUUUUCGGUCUGAUGCCACCGAGCACGCGUCGACCGCGGCACGCUCUCUUCGGAUAAAGGUGCCAGGUAACGUCGGUAUUGCUUCGGCCGCUGCUUACUGGCCAUAAUGCCGUUUCAUAUGCAGAAGUUUCGGCAGAAUCGGCGUAGCGCUUGUUUGACGAGCAAUAAUGGCGAAGAAUGACGCGGGAAGAGCGGGAAGCGGGAUUAGUAGCGGUACAGUGGCUGUAGUAGCGGGAUUGGCGGGAUGGCUACCCGGGGACCUGGGUACUUCGAAAACGUGAAACGCACGCCAUCGCGCCAUAAACCGCAUUGUAAACAAAACCAUCUUUACAGUCUAUAGUGCUAAUAACAACGUCCUGAACUAAAUAUAAUUCUAAGUUGUAAAAUGAAACUUAAUUUUUUUUUAUUAGAGUUAUCCUUCUCUUCUGUAUUUGCCAUGGGUGUUAGGUGGCCGUCUCGCCAUAUGGCCAGCCGGAGUCGGCGCGCGGUUUCAGUUGAGCCGGUUGAGCCAGUUGAGCUGCUAGUUUUGGUUGCAUCACCUGCUGCGUAUGAGCUUUCAGUUGCUGAAAAGACCGCAGGACAUCUAUUCCUACAGGAAGAAAGGAGAUGAAUUUCGCAUAUGUGCAAUAUUUUACUGGAACAGAACGACCUAAGACUAUCAUCAGUACAUCUGCAAUUAAAAACUUUGAACCGAGAAGUGAGGAUGACUACAAGAAGGGUCACCUCUAUGAUGCUUUGUUGACUCCAGACGGAGGGGAGCCGGGCUGUUUUAAAGCCCAAAUACUACUUUUGGCAGACUCAAAGUCGUCGAUCGAGGAGAGGAUCAAAAGGGGCAAGAGGAUCCCUCUACCUAAAGUCCUUGACCAGGUUGUUGAGCACAGCAGUUCGGAAGACGACCAAGCAGCUCUUCGGGUCGAAAUGGCUCAGCAGAAAUUGAAUCGUACAAGAGAAGCAACAGCAAAGAUGAAGCAAAUAAUUUCAGAAAAGUUGUCUCAGAAGCGCAAGAACCCACUUUUCCCAGAGGCUCGGAGUGCCAAGCAUGCCAGGUACGAAAGCCACAGUGAUACAGACAGUGGGGAUGAUGGUGCUGUUGUUCCCAAAAAGUUGUACGACGAUCUCCAUCAGAAGUAUCUUGCCCUAAAAAAAACUACAAGGGAACUUAAGGAAGACGUUGAAAAGAUGCGGACAAGAGAGGCCAAAAACACAGACAUUCUGGAUGUGAUUCUUGAGGGUGUAAACAGCAUCAAAUCAAAGCUCGAGAGCACUGGAGCAGGAUGCUCAAUAAAUGCAAACACCAAGCAUGAUAUCGUGAAGAAGGCUAAACUCAGAACUGACGGAAGAACGGUCUGUGUAAAUGACAGUGUUACCCUUAGUUUGGACCAAUGGGUCACCUGUCAGCGACAAAAAAAAGAGUCCAAGUUUGUGAGGAGUCUGGCUACUGCCAUAUGGGGACGCAAUAUUUUGAAAAAUCGAUCUACGAGUGGCAAGGUGUCUAACCGUUUGAUAAAUGAUGGAGGUGCUGCGAAGCCACCACUGACUCCAACAAAACUUAAUGUGCUGGAAGCAUGCUAUGAGGACUGGCUACGUGAACAUGGCGCCAGUGGCGAUGUGUUGGCUGAGCGGAUGGCAGCAAUGACCACACACAUAAACAGCGCCGUACGUGACCUGGCCGUGACGUGCGGCAUGCGCUAG